GUCAGGCGGCGGCGCGGGUGAGAGGUGACGCGGCUCGAGCGGCUGGCGGCCGUUGGGAAGAUGGUGGCGCCGGGUCGGGGCAAGUGCCCGAGCUCCCGUGCUCUGCUCGCCCUCACCGUCGCCACCCUCACGCUGCUGGGGCAGCUGCUGCGCCACGGACACGCCGCCAGCCUGUACGGCGGGGAGGACGCGGUGGUCAUCCUGGAGGCCCAGGCGGUCAAGGCGCUGCUGGCCAACUCGCCCAGCGCCUGGGUGGUGGAGUUCUACUCGUCCUGGUGCGGCCACUGCGUUAGCUUCGCCCCCACCUGGAGAACGCUGGCCCGCGAUGUCCAAGAUUGGGAAUUGGCAAUCAGGGUCGGUGCGAUGGAUUGUGCCGAGGAGAAUAAUUUUGCCGCAUGUGCAGACUAUGGUAUUCACUUCUAUCCAACGUUUCGGUACUUCAAAGCACUCGUGGGUCAGUUCGCAACAGGAGAAGAUUAUUACGGACCAAACAAAGAGUUACAGACGUUCCGACAUACCAUGAUUGAUUUUCUACAAAAUAGUACAUAUCCAAACAAGCCCCCUGCUUGCCCUGUGCUGGAACCAGCCAGCUCCUUUUCUAUCCUAUCAGACUUGGGUAAACACCAGAAGCAUUAUACUGCUGUUAUCUUUGAAACAGCGUCGUCAUAUGUAGGUCGGGAGGUGAUACUUGAUUUGAUGCAGUAUGAAAAUAUUGUGGUAAAAAGAGCAGUGAAUACUGAUGAAAAGUUAAUGGGGAAACUAAAUAUUACUUCGGUGCCAUCCUGUUACCUGUUCCAUCCCAAUGGCUCUCGUGGAUUGAUUUACACGCAAAGGUCGUUACGAUCAUACUAUACCUCCAAUUUAAAGUCAUUGCCGGGUGUAACCGAGAGAUUACCUUUCCAAAAUGUAGUAUCAGUGAGACUGAAGGAAGAUACGAUAGCUGCCUUAAAGCCCUGGAAGGACAAUGACCAGGGUAAGGUAUAUUUUGCUGAUCUGGAGUCCUCUUUGCACUAUCUUCUUCGAGUGGAACUUGCUAGCCACAAGAUAUUGGAGGGGCCUGAACUGACAUCGCUGAAGGAUUUAAUUACAGUUCUAUCAAAGCUCUUCCCUGGACCACAGCCAGUAGUGAAGUUGCUAGAAACAUUGCAAGAAUGGUUGGUGAGCCUUCCAUUGGAUAAAAUUCCUUAUGAUGCAAUCUUAGAUUUGGUGAACAACAAAAUGAGGAUAUCAGGAAUGUUUUUGAGAAAUACAGUCGAGUGGGUAGGCUGCCAGGGUAGCCAACCACAGUACAGAGGUUACCCAUGCUCUCUCUGGACACUCUUCCAUAUCUUGACAGUACAUGCCGAGACGCGUCCUGAAAUGCAGAUCAUUGCUGGUUUUGACAAUGGGCCUCAGGUAGUUCUACAAGUUAUCAGAAGAUACAUUCAUCAUUUCUUCGGCUGUAGGGACUGUGCGCUACACUUUGAAGAAAUGGCUAGAGAGUCAAUGGCUGAAGUGCAAACACUAGAUGGUGCCAUUCUCUGGUUAUGGAAAAAGCAUAAUGAAGUGAACAUUAGACUGGCAGGUGCUCCAAGUGAGGAUCCAAUGUUCCCUAAAGUGGCAUGGCCAACUGCUGAUGGCUGUCCUGUAUGUCAUGAAGAAAUCAAAGGUCUCCAUACCUGGAAGGAGGAGGAGGUUCUGAGAUUUUUGAAAUCACAUUACAGUGUGGACAAUAUUUCUUAUAAAUAUAGUGGAUAUGAGUCUCAAAUCCACAAGGCAGUCAAUGAAGUUGUCAAAGAUAAUGGAAAGAAAGGUAAAGAAAAAGGGCCACCCCAGUUGAUGCAUAACCAAAAGGAGCCGAAUAUCGAUGCCCAGAACAUAGACCAAAACUCAAGAAAUGGUGCCUUGGUGAAGCGAGAAAGGACUGAUCUGCUGGACCAAAACAUGGAAAGACAGGAGCUAGACAGCUAUAGAAAAGAAGUGAAACAUAUUUCAUUUCUUGGUGUAGGCUUUUCCAGGAUGGACAUGAGCCUUUGUAUCCUGUUGUAUGCAGCUUCCAGUUUUUUCCUCAUGAUCAUGUACUUCUAUUUCCAAAUGAGGUCCAAAAGGUGGAAAACCAAAUAUACCCGUCCUUGUGUUUAAAACAAUGUAAUUCCUGGAUAAUGAAUGGCUCAUCUGUUUUGAAUAGGUAGCUGUUCUGGUGAGAAUAUUUGUUAUCUCCAGAUCACACCACCAUUUGUUAUGAAUAUCAGUCUGGACAAUGAUGUUUAGGUCUAAGGCGUGACUUAAUUGUGAGUAUCUUUGAGAAACUCAAUCACUUUUAGGCAGCAUGAUAAGUACUUAAGUUGUUUGUGUGCCUUUUUGGAGGAAUUUACAAUCAUGCCCACACAUCAUCCCUGCGCUGCUCAUUUCUGAUUGCUGAUUCUGGUAUGAUGUUUUGAAAUUAGCAAAUGUGCUAUUCAUCAUUGGAUGAGGAGUUGGGAUAUGUUGCAUGAUAUGAACCUGUGUCUUUUUAAGUUUUCUUGAAGUUUUCCCUCUUUUUCUUCCAUCUACUCUUUUUAUUUUCCCUUUAAGUUGAACAGAAUUGAAAAAGCUGCAGAGAGAAUUUGGACAUUUAUUGAUCUAUUUUAUGAUUGGAGCAUGAGGUUGUAUUCUUGAUCUGAUGCUUCUGCAGUUUUAACUACCCCAGUGGGAUUUGCGAAGACACACUAACUCCCCAGUGUAUGUUGCUGGACCAAUAAUUUAACUAGUUUAUCAGUCUCGUGGAGGACCUCCUAACAUCUUCUACCAAACUAAUUAAUUGAAAUAUCCUCUGAUCCUACGCCUCCAAUUCUAAUUUGAGAUGAUAUUUAAGUUUACCAAACUGAAUAAAGUCAUUUCAUUUAUUUAAUAAUUGUGUUGGUUUAGGCAUCAGGGUGUGCAGCGCUUGCUAUGUGGCAACACCAGCCAGAAAUGUUCUCCAAUUUAUUUUCUGUUUUUCAUCAGAUUCCUUGCCCAGUCAGUGAAAAUAGUAUAUUUUUGGAAAAUGUAUUUUUUCAAUGAUAAAAUAAUGAUACUUUAAAAAAAAAAAGCCUGAAUGAAAGUCAAUUUGACCUUAUUUUAACCGUUGUAGCUAUACCAAUUUUAAGGUAGAGUGCCCUGGUGAGACCUAGUGCUUAUAUUUUUGCUUUCAGAAAAGCCUCCUGUUCUAAAUUUUUUAGUAGCUCAUCUGCAAGAUUAAUGAGCAAACCCACCAGCAUGAUGUUUAGAAAAACUGGGACAGUGAGGGGAAAAAAUGAAUAAAAAAUAAAAAGAGCUGACAGCAGUUGGAGACCCGCCCACAAGAACAGGAGUCUAUAUUGUGUGCUUGACGAUUUCCUCGAGGUGACAACAUUUUUGUUCUUCUCAAGAAAAGCUGCCCCCAAUGAUUCUGAGUUGUCCUAAAUCUAACAAACACACCCACACCUGCCACAAUAUUGUAUUUAUUCUAAGACAAUAUCCCGAUAUCCACACAAAACCUCCAGAAAUGUGGUCAUGGAUCUCCCUCGCUGCACAUUUUGUUCAGGGAAGAUCUGGUCAGGGCCUAUGCGUUUCUUAGGGGGUAGGUGUUAGUUCUCAAUAAUAGGGAAAUAAUUAGUUCUAAUUGCUUAAACAAUGAAUAUUACGUUAGCCAACUAUUGGCCUGAGCUUGUUCUUAACAUAUGAAAUACCAAUGCCUUGGUGUGCCAAACUACUUCAAACUCAAGAUCACUCCCAAUUAUUCCAGGUCACCCUGCCAACCUUCCUGCUAAAACUAUCCCUGACAAUCUACUACAGAGCUAACUGCAGAAAGGCAAUUUAUUCUCUUAGUCCGGAGAUCUCGUUAUCUAAAUCGAUACCCACAAACUCAAAGCUCAAUCCCACCAUCCUAUCACUGCCACUCUCUAAAUUAGUGUACUUUUUAAUGAUGGGUAGUGGGACUGGAACGUAGAGCUCAGGGAUAAUGAGGAUUCCAUAUCUACCUCUAGCAUAUAAAAUACCGUUAUAACACUAAAAGGCAAGUGUAAAGAUCUCCUACACUGUCAAAUAUUAUUAUGUAACUUAAUUAAAACAGGGCCUUGUUUAAAGUUAAUGAGUAAUAAAAUUAAAGGAUAAGUUAAGUUUUUUUUUUUUAAAUCAACCUAAUGGGUUGGCUUAUGCUUUUGUGGGCAAAGAUUUGAUGCCUUGCUAGUGGCAGUCUUACUUAUUAAUUUUAACACAAAGAUGUGAAACAUAGUGGUUAUUUGAAAUAUACGGUCCACAAGAAAUCAAGGUUCCUUUGGCAGACAGGAUUUGCAUAUUAUUAGGCCUAAUUAUUUUUAAGCAUGCAGAAAUAUUUCCUCUGACAUCAGAUGCACUCCUAUUGACUCUCCACUAUCUUGCUAAUCUUAUUUCACUGCCCAAGGACCAUUCAUUCAGACAAAAUGUCCAAUUUGUUUAACCUCUAUUUGAAAAUGAUCUUUGUUUAGUAAUAUUAGAUGUUUUCCUGUGAAUAGAAUGAUUACUGUUAGUUCAGUCUUUUAAAAUAUUUUUGGCAGAAGGAAUAACCUGAUCUUGAAAGGUUAUAAAGACAUAUUAAAUAUUCUACCAAUGCAAUUGAUAAAUUAUGAAUUUGGAGUCAAGGUACAUUCCCAUGAUGUUCUCUCAGCAUAUUUGUUGCGGAUGAGCUCUUAAUUCAUCUUGUGCCACAAAUAAACCUGAUGUCUUUGAUAUUUCACUCCAAGUAUCUUGCUCCUUUUUUGUUUCAUUUCCAGACUUUUGCUCUGAGCUAUCGAAAACAUGUAUUAAGACCAAACUCCUGUAUGUCUACAGACAGAAAAGGGAAAUGUUUAUGUUGAAUUGUAACACUGUCUGCCUGUCCAACUUUGAAGUGUCCAAUUGCCUUGUAUUUGGUUUCACAACAUCCCAUUCCUCAGCAACACAACAGCAUCAUUUUUUUUUUUAGAGACCUAACUGUGCUUUAAAACAUUUGAAAAGUCCCACUAAUGUUCAGUAGCAUUACCUACAGUAUUAAUUGGUGAAAUAACAUUCCAUUCCCAGCUUGAAAUUUAAGAUUCCGUUGCAUGAUGGGGAAGAAAAUUCCAUUCAGUAUUUGUCGGCUUCAGUUUUUGAAUAGAUUGAGUGCCAUUUGUUCAUUCAGCAAGCUGCCAUCACUUUCAAAAUGUUACUUAAAUAUAAUUGAUGUCUGGUUUAAUUUAUUUAUUUUGUUCAUAGCUGCCUUGGUUUUUCAGUUUACUGAAUUGUUCCUUCAUGAUAUAAAAUGUCAGUCAAUGCCAUAUAUUUUCAUUAGGAUCAAAUGUACACUAUUUUGUACUGUUUAAAAAAAAAUUCAAGGACGCUUAAUCCUGUUUGAAAUAAAUUAUCCUGCAAUAAA
This is a messenger RNA of Amblyraja radiata (thorny skate), 5350 nucleotides long. Its product is annotated as LIM/homeobox protein Lhx3-like. The coding region runs from base 61 to 2121 and encodes 686 amino acids. The transcript is spliced from 12 exons. The record is from RefSeq and is a predicted model, not a curated record. Lineage: Eukaryota; Metazoa; Chordata; Chondrichthyes; Rajiformes; Rajidae. Gene Ontology annotation, molecular function: protein disulfide isomerase activity; zinc ion binding; RNA polymerase II transcription regulatory region sequence-specific DNA binding. Gene Ontology annotation, biological process: protein folding; regulation of transcription by RNA polymerase II; neuron differentiation. Gene Ontology annotation, cellular component: Golgi membrane; nucleus.